This is a messenger RNA of Phoenix dactylifera (date palm), 1520 nucleotides long. RefSeq lists its product as uncharacterized. The record is from RefSeq and is a predicted model, not a curated record. NCBI's taxonomy places the organism in Eukaryota, Viridiplantae, Streptophyta, Magnoliopsida, Arecales, Arecaceae.
UAAAACUGGGGGAAGCAGAGGCUUAGGUAGAUGGAGGCCCUCCGGAAGUGUAGGCACUCCUACAUUUAUACAUGAUGGCAAGCCUUAUGAGGCUAAAAGACUGAGAGAGCCACAGCCAGCAGAGGAAGGAAGUGUGAUUGAAACCAGCUGACAGGCUAUCGUUUGACUUCUUUUAACAUUUCCGUCUCCUUUCUUUCCUUAUAUACCUCUGCAAUCUCCCUCUCUAAGCCACAGCCAGUGUCUCCUUCCGAGAGCUUAUCACAAGCCAGAAGGCGAAAGGGGGAGUGGAGGAGCCACAGGGCUUCGCAUCUGAGAGACAUGGGGAGGGCUCCAUGCUGCGACAAAGCCAUUGUGAAGAAAGGUCCUUGGUCUCCAGAGGAAGAUAGACAGCUCAAGGAGUAUAUGGAGAAGUAUGGCACUGGUGGCAAUUGGAUUGCUCUCCCUCACAAAGCUGGUUUGAACAGAUGUGGCAAGAGCUGCAGGUUGAGAUGGCUCAACUAUCUGAGACCCAACAUUAAGCAUGGGGACUUCACUGAUGAUGAGGACAGGAUAAUCUGCAACCUUUAUGCUACCAUUGGAAGCAGGUGGUCCAUCAUCGCUUCCCAGCUGCCAGGAAGGACAGAUAAUGAUAUCAAGAACUACUGGAACUCCAAACUGAAGAAGAAGCUUUUGGGGUUUCCACCAUCCCAAAGAAAAACCCAUCAACAGCUGCAGAAGCAGCUGGAGCAGCAGCAGCAGCAGCAAUUCUUCCCAUAUCCUCCCGAGAUCAGGACUGGUUCAUUCUCAUCGCCACCAAGCCUUGAAGGCAUGCAAAUCUCCCAAUAUCUCCCGACCCCUAUGUCGGCCACCACUUUCUCCUCCCCUCUCCCACAAGGUUCCAUGCAUCAAUGUCAAGUGAAGGACAGUAGCAGCCUCCUCAUCUUUGGGAGUGAGCAGAGCUGCAGCUCCUCUGAUGGGAGUUGCACUCAGAUCAGCUAUGGGAGUAAUGUCGUCGACUAUGAGCUUUGUAAUGGUGGGCAACAGAUGCGAUCUCUUGAGAGCUUUCUCUAUGGUGGGAUGGAGGAAACCCAGAAACUAUUUCUUGGCGAUGGUGAGGCCUCAUUGGAGUACAAUAUUGAGGAGAUUAAGCCAUUGGUUGGCCCAAACAGCUGGUGCAACAGCCUCUUUGGGGAUGAUCUAAGCAGUGCAACAACCAAGGACAUCAGCUUCAAACCCCCGGGCAAGGCCAUGUACUACUACUGACUGCUGUAACUACAAGAAUUUUUUUUCUUUGGAGGUAAGGCUGUGUGUUCUGAUGGAAGACUUUGACGGUACAUAGGCUAAAGCGAGUGUUGGCUUUCUUGUAUGCAGUUCCUCUUUUGUGACAUGAUGUUUGUGUGUGCGAGUGUGGUGAAAUCCCCUUGGGCUUAGCAUUCAAGAAUAUCAUAUGCCUUGCAGUGUUUCAGUCAUCAGUGGCAGUGGUUGUACCUCGUGAGGUCAUCAUUGUGAGAUUCAAAACCAAACACUCAUGUCUUUCUUUC